Messenger RNA from Penaeus vannamei (Pacific white shrimp), 420 nucleotides. Lineage: Eukaryota; Metazoa; Arthropoda; Malacostraca; Decapoda; Penaeidae. The record is from RefSeq and is a predicted model, not a curated record.
AUGCAUCUGACAUCUUCCAUCACCUAUGAUGCAUCUUCCAUCACCUAUGAUGCAUCUUCCAUCCCCUAUGAUACAUCUUCCAUCACCUAUGAUGCAUCCUCCAUCACCUAUGAUGCAUCUUCCAUCACCUAUGAUGCAUCCUCCAUCACCUAUGAUGCAUCCUCCAUCACCUAUGAUGCAUCCUCCAUCACCUAUGAUGCAUCUUCCAUCACCUAUGAUGCAUCUCCAUCACCUAUGAUGCAUCUUCCAUCCCCUAUGACACAUCUUCCAUCACCUAUGAUGCAUCUUCCAUCACCUAUGACAAAUCUUCCAUCACCUAUGACACACCUUCCAUCACCUAUGAUGAAUCUUCCAUCCCCUAUGACACACCUUCCAUCACCUAUGACGCAUCUUCCAUCACCUAUGAUGCAUCUUCCAUGA